Messenger RNA from Dendrobium catenatum, 753 nucleotides. Its product is annotated as heavy metal-associated isoprenylated plant protein 39. The transcript has 3 exons. NCBI's taxonomy places the organism in Eukaryota, Viridiplantae, Streptophyta, Magnoliopsida, Asparagales, Orchidaceae. The record is from RefSeq and is a predicted model, not a curated record. Bases 264 to 545 code for a protein of 93 amino acids. Gene Ontology annotation, molecular function: metal ion binding.
UCAUCACCAAGCAUACUUGCGAAACUUCCCAAAAAAAAGUUGCAAAUCUUCUCUGUACUGGUAUCAUAUACAUGUUCCGCAUGAACAAAUGAUCAUAAGCACUAUAUAUGGCUCUGAGAAACUGAUGUCUGUCUAACUCUUGCUGUUCAUCAUCUACAGAGGGAGAUAAGUCUCCCUUUCCCAUUUCUGCCAUGGUGCAGACUAUUUUCUAAUUUUGUUGUUUGAUAAACAAAUAGCAAAAGAUUGUUCUCAAGCUUCUGGCCAUGAAUGAUGAGAAGACAAAGCAGAAAGCCAUAGAGGCUGUGGCUGAUAUCUUUGGGAUUGACUCCAUAGCUGCUGAUCUUAAAGAGCAGAAACUGACAGUCGUAGGUGAAAUGGACACAAUAGCAAUCGCAAAGAAGCUGAGGAAAAUAGGGAAGAUUGACAUCAUAUCAGUUGGACCAGCUAAAGAGGAGAAGAAAGAAGAAAAGAAAGAGGAGAAAAAGGAAGAGAAGAAGGAAGAAAAGAAAGAAGAGAAGAAAGAAAACAAAGAAGAGAAGAAAUAAUUUCCAUCGGUAUAUAAAAGCCAAAUAGUAAAUGCUCGCCACGAGUGGGAAGAAGAAUCUUAUAAAACCUUGAUGACUUCGUGUAUGUAUUCAAAAUCAUUAAGGAAUUUGAUCAAAUAUCUUGCAAGUCCUCAUUUCCUUGUGGAACUAUAAUAGACAAAUCUAAUUGUGUUAAGGAUCAAAAGAAAUAAAGCGAUAAAUUAGUAAA